This is a messenger RNA of Cyprinus carpio (common carp), 670 nucleotides long. RefSeq names its product C-C motif chemokine 3-like. Gene Ontology annotation, biological process: inflammatory response; chemokine-mediated signaling pathway; lymphocyte chemotaxis. Gene Ontology annotation, molecular function: CCR chemokine receptor binding; chemokine activity. The record is from RefSeq and is a predicted model, not a curated record. Gene Ontology annotation, cellular component: extracellular region. Lineage: Eukaryota; Metazoa; Chordata; Actinopteri; Cypriniformes; Cyprinidae.
UUAUAAAGCGGACAGCAUCAGUGAGGUGAUCAUCUUCGAGACGAUCAGCCUCCGAUAAAGCGACCAACACAUCAAGAUCUGAUCUACAAGCAACCACAGACUCAAACAUGAAGCCCUACUGCAUCUUCAUCUCCUGCCUUGUGUUCUUCGCUUUCUGCUCACUGGCACGCAGUGAAUUCAGCCAUGGUCCCGAUGAGUGCUGCUUUUCUUUUUCCAAUGUAAAAAUCCCAGUAAAGCAGGUUAAGAGUUAUCAUACUACACAUAUUGAGUGCAACAGUAAUGGUGUCAUUAUCACCACAAAAGCCCAAAGAAUGAUCUGUGUUGACCCGACAGAGAAAUGGGUUCAGAGACUGAUCAACUUGGUGGAUGAUCAAAAAAUUAAGAUGUCACACAGCAGCUCUGGAGACAGCGACUAAGAUGUGAAUGGCCCUUCUCUUUUCAGACUAUUGAACUGCACAGUUUUCAAACUGAUUUUAAGCUUUUAUGUAAAAAAUAAAUAAAUAAAUAAAAAUAAAUAAAAACUUAUGUAUGCACCUGCACAAUGCUGUUAUUCAGUUAUGAUGAUUGUGAUAUAUAUCUAUUCAAAGCAUAUUUAAACUAAAAUUGUUGAGUUUAAUGUAAACCUGUUUGAAUUUUAACACAUCCAUACAAUAAAAAUAUGGUGAAACAA